UCACAUAUGUUUUUGGUCGCCAAUUUUUGUUUGUAAUUAUAAUUUAUCCAGGAAGGUGUGGAAAGUAUGGAUAAUGUCGAAGAGGCAACCGAAGCAGCCUUCAAACGGCUCCAGGCGAUCAUUCCCCAGGUGAAGCGGGCCUACGAGGAAGCCAUUGGACAGAUCUUCUCGGAUUUAAACUCCUCAGAUCUUGAAUCCUGCGCCUCCAUCCUCGAGGCGCACGAAUCCACAAGCCUGGACACAGAGCAAAUAGUCAGCAGCACCCGGCGGCUCAUGACCAAGGUCGUCCUGGAUGUCAACCAGUGCUUCUUCUCUGGCAACGACGUGGAGACCAAGCUGACCACUCUGGAAAUGCUCAAGGAGCAGUUUGCCCCCCACAAGGGCAAGAACUGGAACUUCAACAGUCUGUCUCCCGAGGAACUUACUCGCCCGCUGCGCAUGCACAACUUGGACCUGAGCAUCAAAUUCAUGGAGAAACAGCUGCAGAUCCAGGAAAAGGAACUUGAGAUUGCUAUGACCAAAAGCAUUGCAAAUCGACAGCAUAUAGAUGAUGUCAACGACGAACGAGUAAGAGUGGGAUGUAUGAUGAAGGAGCAGAUGGCCGAGUACCAGGAGUUAAAGCCUCGGUUAAUGGAAGUUGAACGGCUGAUGAAUGAGCAAGGAAUGUAAUUGUAUAAAUAAACC
Molecule: messenger RNA, 684 nt
Organism: Drosophila teissieri
Lineage: Eukaryota; Metazoa; Arthropoda; Insecta; Diptera; Drosophilidae
Gene: Nnf1b
Exons: 4
Coding region: 67-669 (200 amino acids)
Source: RefSeq, a predicted model, not a curated record